Quercus lobata is the source of this 1003-nucleotide messenger RNA. RefSeq names its product homeobox-DDT domain protein RLT1-like. The record is from RefSeq and is a predicted model, not a curated record. Gene Ontology annotation, biological process: regulation of transcription by RNA polymerase II. Gene Ontology annotation, molecular function: DNA binding. The transcript is spliced from 2 exons. NCBI's taxonomy places the organism in Eukaryota, Viridiplantae, Streptophyta, Magnoliopsida, Fagales, Fagaceae. The coding region runs from base 296 to 988 and encodes 230 amino acids.
GAGAGAGAGAUAUUUAUUUUUAUUUUGUUAUUCGAUGAUGAUAAUUCGCCUCUUCCCUCUUUCUCAGUUUUCUCUUCCUUCCUUGACUUUUACGUAUUUAAGUUUUGUUAAAAAGGUAAAAGAAUAAAUUACACAAAUCCACAAAUCAUAUUCUUUUGUUGUUUUUCGAGGCUCUCUUUUUUGUUGUUGUUGUUGGUUUUGGAUCCUUAGGGAUUUCUAGGGUUUUGAAAAGCGCUGUGGGCUGGUUGGUUGUGAUCGAUCUCGAUUUUCUCGAUCGUUGUUGUGUUCAUCAUCAAUGGAGGCCGCUUCAGAAGAAGAGAACCAGAACCAGAACAAUGAAGAAAACAACAACAACAACAACAAUAACAACAGCAAUAGUAACGGGAAAAUCAACAACAACAACAAUUCCAGUGAAGGACUGAGCAAGCCGAAGCGUCAGAUGAAGACUCCGUUUCAGCUCGAAACUCUCGAGAAAGCUUAUUCCAUGGAGACUUAUCCAUCGGAGGCGACGAGGGCCGACCUGUCGGAAAAAUUGGGGCUUUCCGAUCGGCAAUUGCAGAUGUGGUUCUGUCACAGGAGGUUGAAGGACAAGAAGGAAGGUUCGACGAAAAAGCCGCGUAAAUCCGCGUCAACGGCGGUGGUGGCGGCGAUGCCGGAGUCUCCUGUGGAUGAAUUGAGGGGUGGAGGUGAGCCUGGGAGUGAUUACGGGUCUGGUUCGGGGUCUGGGUCGGGUUCGAGCCCGUUAGGUCGCUCGGAGUUUAGAAAUGCAGUGUCAAGGAGUGUGCUUGAUGAUGUACCAAUUAUGAGGAGGUAUUACGAGUCGCCUCAAUCGAUAUUGGAGCUUAGAGCUAUUGCCUGUGUGGAGGCACAGUUAGGAGAGCCAUUGAGGGAAGACGGGCCAAUUCUCGGAGUUGAGUUUGAUUCAUUGCCGCCUGAUGCAUUUGGGGCACCUAUAGGUAUGGCUAAUGGGUUUUGUUAUUGGAUUUGAUGUGUUUAUUGGAUA